Anopheles stephensi (Asian malaria mosquito) is the source of this 2783-nucleotide messenger RNA. It is a transcript of the gene Poxn, whose product is annotated as paired box pox-neuro protein. Gene Ontology annotation, biological process: regulation of transcription by RNA polymerase II; anatomical structure development. NCBI's taxonomy places the organism in Eukaryota, Metazoa, Arthropoda, Insecta, Diptera, Culicidae. Gene Ontology annotation, molecular function: DNA-binding transcription factor activity, RNA polymerase II-specific; RNA polymerase II cis-regulatory region sequence-specific DNA binding. The record is from RefSeq and is a predicted model, not a curated record. The transcript is spliced from 7 exons. Bases 413 to 2347 code for a protein of 644 amino acids.
UGGUUGCGAGCGGGCGCGAAACCGACGACGAUCGUAGGGCUCCGCUGUUGGACGUGGUACGUGUGUUUUUCCAGUGCGUUACGAGACGUUGCGUUGCGGUGUUUUGGAACUGUGUUCUGAUUCGGUUCUAGGCUGUUUGCAUUCCGUGCGAAGAUUGUGCGUGACGUUAUGAACGCUGCGAAACGUUUUGCGUGUACGUGUGGGAACCGUGGUGUUGUUAUGUUAUGUGAUAAAAAUCCUUAAGGUGCGGGAUUGAAAGAUUUAUGGUGCUGACUGUGGUGUUAGGUGGAGUGCAUUGGAAAAGCUGUGCUGUGUUAAACUGGAAAUCCUGCGGAAAAAUGUGCUGUUAGUUAAACUGUCAGUUGGUGUAAUAGAUCAACAGGAAAUCGUCUUCAUCCAUCCAGUUCAUCGUAUGCUGUGGUCUUUGGUUAGGUUUUCUUAUCGCUUCAUCAUAAGGCCGGCGGCAACGACGACGACGACGUCUACCGGUGUGUCAGAGUGCAACAUCUUCUGGCCGGGCUGCAGUGCAGCGGCAUCCGUGGCGGUCCACCUGAAGUCACCACUGCAAGGCGGCGGGUCAGAACAAGGCGAGACUAAAAUAUCUGAUUUCAAGACGGCAAUCAACGCGCCGCCAAGCAUCGCUGAAAUGCCCCAUACCGGCCAAGCGGGUGUCAACCAGCUGGGAGGAGUCUUCGUCAACGGUCGACCCCUGCCGGACAUUGUCCGACGGCGAAUCGUCGAGCUAGCGUUGAUGGGCGUCCGACCGUGCGACAUUUCCCGGCAGCUUCUCGUGUCUCAUGGAUGUGUAUCGAAAAUUUUGACCCGCUUCUACGAAACAGGAUCGAUACGGCCCGGUUCCAUCGGUGGCAGCAAGACCAAGGUAAGAAGACCGGUACGCCUGCAGCAAGAGGAAACCUUCUUCGCGAGGCAAGUGGCCACGCCGACGGUGGUGAAGAAAAUUCUACGCUUCAAGCAGGAAAAUCCGGGCAUGUUUGCAUGGGAGAUCCGGGAUCAGCUGCUUUCCCAGCGGAUAUGCGACCCCAACACGAUACCCUCGGUCAGCUCGGUGAACCGGAUACUGCGGAACGGUGGCAUGUGGACGGACGACAUGACUUCGAACGAACAAAUGCUCCGCGAAUCGUCCCACUCAUCAUCCGCCUAUAUGCAGUCCAAAGCGAUGUCAUCUCACCCGCUCUACAGUCAAACGCUGGAACAACAUCAAGCCCUGCUCAAUCAGUACCGCUACAGUAUGGCCGGCGUGUCCCCAGAUCACACCCCGAAACAUCCCAACAUGCCCCACCAUCACACCCCGUACGGUUCCCCGCCGGGAGCUCCAGGUCCGAUGGUCCAACGGACCGCGGCUGUCAAUAUCAUUCAGCACGAAAGUCUCCCACCGACCGGAAACUCCAAACCUGCCGAACAUCAUCACCAACAUACGUCACCCCAUCAAACGCAACCCCUAGCAGCGGGACACCAUCAACACCAUCUCGGCAAACCAUCACCCUCGGUCAGCAUGCCCGACCUGAGCUCCCCAAAAGGUGCCGACUCCAAGAGCGAGCCUUCGUCCUCCACCCGCUCAACCCCCACCAGUGGCACUCCGGUGUCAUCGAUCGCACCCACCACCGCCCAGAUGCCAUACCUUCCGAAACAUUGGAUCUGGAACACGAGCCUAUUCUACGCGGCGAACCGUGGAGUGAGCCAGGCCGUACCGGGCUCGGAUCCUUCCAAUGCUACGUCAGCAGCAGCGGCGGCGGCGGCAGCAGCGGCAGCAGCAGCAGCAGCAGCUGCCUUUCCCCACGGAUACUUCACGUACGGUAAUCCGUUCGGUGGUGGAGCAGCAUUCCAGGGACAAAUUGAUCCCAGCUUGCGCAGUGACACGACCGCUUCAAAUGCAUCGUCCUCGCCGGUCCAAAUCACCGACGUUAACAGUGACGAUUCGUCGGAUAACCAUGACGAGCUAAGGACAUCCAUUUCGAAGAAGCGCAAUCCGUACUCCAUCGAGGAGUUGCUGAAGAAACCGGAAAGCAAGAAACAGAAGAUUGACGAUCGUGUUACCAUCACGUGCGUUUCGGAUCCGCCCGGUAAAGCUCACUCGGAUUCGGUGCUCGACGACAAAUACCACUUUCACUGCUCACCGUCCGUAUCGCCGUCCAAGUCGUGUCCCUCACCCUCCGCCACACCGGUCACUACGGGGCGCUGCAAAUCUUCCUCCGACUACCGGUCAUCCUCCUCGCCACAGUCGGUCGGCGAGGACUCUGAAGGCUGCAGCAUCGUGUCGGCCGUCGUACGCUCCAAGCUGACCGAUACCAAUAGUGAAAAUAGUAUCAACAUUGAAAUUUGUGAUUAACUUCUGUUCGGAGGGAAUGGGAAGCUUCCUCUGUGGAAGACUAGAAGCUGUAAAUAGCACAAUAGAAGGAUCGGAACAGAACCAGUGAACUUUUUGCACUAGCAAUGGAAGUACUUCUUCUUUCGUUCGACACCAUAAAAAGAUGGGAGUUUACUCAAGAACAGAACAGUAAAGGACCGUUGCUUAGCAAAAAUUAAGAUAUUAUUAGGUCGGCGCGAAGAUGAAAGCAAUUGUUUGUAGCAUAAGUUAAUUUAUUAACCAACGAUUAGGUUUUGAUUGUUUUCUAGGGUUUAGUUAUCUGUAAGAUACCAACCAACACACAAGUAUAGACCUGUGCACUCCAACCACGCACACACACUUACACCCGUCGAAAGCUGUAUUAUUAUUAUUGUAAUGUUUAGCAAAGCAAUAAACUAAUUGUGACUUUAAGUGAAAA